Haliaeetus leucocephalus (bald eagle) is the source of this 1513-nucleotide messenger RNA. RefSeq lists its product as uncharacterized. Gene Ontology annotation, molecular function: RNA-DNA hybrid ribonuclease activity; nucleic acid binding. The coding region runs from base 1 to 1215 and encodes 404 amino acids. Gene Ontology annotation, biological process: DNA integration. Lineage: Eukaryota; Metazoa; Chordata; Aves; Accipitriformes; Accipitridae. The record is from RefSeq and is a predicted model, not a curated record. The transcript has a single exon.
AUGCCUGUGCUAGUAUCUCAUUCUGUUUCCGCUGUUUUGGAACAAAAAGGGAACCGUUGGGUCUCUCCUUCUCGAUUUUUAAAGUAUCAAGCUAUCUUAGUGGAACAGGAUGAUGUCAAUAUAGUAAUAACUAACAUUGUGAACCCAACAGCUUUUCUCAGCGGAGAUACCUCAGAGCUUGUGACACACGACUGUCUGGAGACGAUGGAAACCGUCUACUCCAGCCGACCAGAUCUGAAGGAGGAACCUCUUGAAGAUGCUGAGGAAUCGUGGUUCAUGGAUGGAAGCAGUUUUGUAAAACAAGGAAACCGUAAAGCUGGGUAUGCUGUGACUACCACCCAUGAGGUGAUUGAAGCCGAAUCGUUACCUGCAGGAACAUCAGCACAAAAGGCGGAGAUAAUAGCUCUAACCAGAGCCUUAGAAUUGGCCAGAGGGAAGAGGAUCAACAUAUGGAUUGAUUCCAAAUAUGCCUUUGGGGUGUUACAUGCCCAUGGCGUAAUUUGGAAAAAACGAGGACUGCUUACAGCACAAGGAAAACAAAUAAAACAUGCUGAAGAAAUUUUACAACUUUUAGAAGCUGUAAAAUUGCCGGAGAAAGUGACUGUAAUGCAUUGUAGAGGACAUCAAAAAGGUAACACUGAACAGGAAAUUGGAAAUAAAUUGGCAGACCAUGAAGCCAAACAGGCUGCAGAACAAGCUGAAGCUAGAACACUGACUUUGAUUCCAGAUGGUAAACUUCAAACUCUAAAUUUAGAAUCAGAAUCUGUGAACUAUUCUGAAGAAGAUAGGGAUUUGAUUAACAGUUUAGGAGAAAAAGAACAAACAGAUGCGUGGGUAUAUAGGCCUGAUGGACGUAUUAUAAUACCCUUUAGUAUUUUAUGGAAACUAACUACAGAGGAACAUAAUAAAACUCACUGGGGAGCUGAUGCUCUAUACAAAUAUUUGAAUGAAAGGUUGAUAGGUUGUAACCUAUACAUGACAGUUAAAGUCACCCAGCACUGUGAACUUUGCUUAAGGAAUAAUCCUAACAGAACAAAUAGAACAAGAAUUGAGAAAAUUGGAAAAGGUAACAUCCCAGGACAAGAAUGGCAAGUGGACUUCUCUGAACUCCCAAGAAAAGGGGGGUAUUGGUAUUUGUUAGUACUAACAGAUACUUUUGCAGGUUGGCCAAAAGCUUUCCCCUGCAGAACAAACAAAGCAAGAGAACUUACAUGAGUGUUGUUAAACAACAUAACACCUUGAUUUGGAAUACCAGCGGUAAUAUCGUUGGAUAGAGGUACUCAUUUUUGUGCACAAGUAGUGCAACAGGUCAGUAAAAUGCUAAAAAUUAAUUGGCAAUUACACACUCCUCAUCAACCACAGGCAAGUUGACAAGUUGAAAAGAUGAAUCAUCUGAUAAAACAACAAUUGGCUAAAAUCUGUCAGGAAGCCAACUUAUAUUGGUACGAAGCACUUCCUCUUGCUUUGCUUAGAAUAAGAGUUAAACCAAGACCUAAGGAAAAUUUAAGUCUGU